AUUAAAUUGUAAUACAAUAAAAAAUCAAUGCAACUCAAACUUUUAAUUGUCUUUACAUUGUUCACAAAAAUCUCAACAAUCAGUAUCACUAGUUUGGUGGAUUUACCAUUGAAAGUACCUAAAGGAAGCUCAGUGAUCAAUGCUACUUUAACUGAUGUCAAUGGAUUUAAAAAGUAUUUUAUACAAGAGUUGAUAUCAUCUUCUGGUUCAACCAUUAAAGGUAAAAUUUUGAUCUCAAGUGAUACGGAUUCUUACUCAAUACAUUAUCAUGCUGAUUCUGAAACUGGUGUGGACAGUAAGGAACGGUUGGUUAUUCAAGGUACAAAUUGUUUACUAUUCACUUACAGAAAAGUUGGGAUAAAACUUUACCAGGAAUCAAGAAACCUUUACUCAACCAGAUUCUUUUAA
Tetranychus urticae (two-spotted spider mite) is the source of this 408-nucleotide messenger RNA. NCBI's taxonomy places the organism in Eukaryota, Metazoa, Arthropoda, Arachnida, Trombidiformes, Tetranychidae. The record is from RefSeq and is a predicted model, not a curated record.